This is a messenger RNA of Salarias fasciatus (jewelled blenny), 1494 nucleotides long. RefSeq names its product MARCKS-like 1a (gene marcksl1a). The transcript has 2 exons. Lineage: Eukaryota; Metazoa; Chordata; Actinopteri; Blenniiformes; Blenniidae. Gene Ontology annotation, cellular component: cytoplasm; plasma membrane. The record is from RefSeq and is a predicted model, not a curated record. Gene Ontology annotation, molecular function: calmodulin binding; actin filament binding. Gene Ontology annotation, biological process: central nervous system development; actin filament organization. The coding region runs from base 270 to 908 and encodes 212 amino acids.
CAUCCUUUAAUUUGAGCUCAGCCGCCGUGGGGUUCACACACACACAAAGAGGGGGAUCUUCUCAAACCUAAAGCUUAAAGGGAGCAGGAGAUCCACACGGAUUUUUUUUUUCCCACCUCUUUUUUUUUGAGGGGCUAGAGUCUCACCCAACCUAGAACUGGAUUUUUAAAUCUCCAAGACCUUUAAAACUCCUUUAGGUUUUUUUUCUUCCUUUUUCUUAUUUUUUUUUUUAUUUUUUUUGUUCACAUCACCUGAAAGGAAAAGCGAAAAUGGGAGCCCAGUUGUCCAAGGGUGGAGUAGCUGUUGAGGGCAAAGCCGCCGCCGACCCCGCUGCUGCCAAAGCCAAUGGCCAGGAGAACGGUCACGUCAAAACCAAUGGCGACGUCUCGGCCAAGCCCGACGGGGAAGCGGCCGCCGGCGAUGGCAACGGGUCGGCCGAGCCCGCCAAGGAGGGCGAGACCAGCACCGGGGACGCCAUCGAGCCGGCCCCGGCCGCCGAGGGCGAGGCCGCCAAGGCAGAGGGCGAGGCCGCCAAGGAUGGCAAGAAGAAGAAGAAGUUCUCCCUGAAGAACUCCUUCAAGUUCAAGGGCAUCUCGCUGAAGAAGAGCAAGAAGGGCAGCGAGGAGGGCAAGGAGGAGGCCACGUCCCCCACGACCGAGGACAAGCCCGAGGAGAACGGCCACGCCGCCAAAGAAACCAAAGAAGAGGAGACACCGGCCGCCGAGGCCAAAGAAGGCGAGGAGGCCGCCCCUGCCGCCGCCGCCGCUCCUGCACCCGAAGGCGAAGCCAAGGCGGCGGAGGAGGCCCCGCCAACAGAGGCUGCUCCAGCCGAGGAGCCUGCCGCCGCCGCCGCCGCCGCCGAGGGCACGACACCCGCAGCCUCUGAAGGCGAGGCCAAGGCCGAGUGACUGCACCCCGCCGCGGCACCUGAACUGAUUUUCCAAGAUUAAAAUAUAUAAAUAUAUAUAUGAGAGACUCGUGCCACGUUCUUAAAGUUAUAAACAAAACUACAAAAGAAGACAAAGGAUAUAUCACGUUUGCUGAUUCAACCACCAGUUCACUGCCUUUUAUUAGUUCUUCGACAGACGGAAUCUCACCGGGCCCUCUCAUGACGACAGCGUCGGCUUGUCUCGCCCCCCCUUCCCCCCCAUGGUACACACAGGGACUGGCGUGUGGCGAAGGUAAUGGAUUGGAUGUGGAGCGAAUCAGGAAUACUGACUUAUUUUCCCAAUUCAUGGAGAAGCAUCCUUUUUGAAACAGCGUGGCAGCCCUAUAACAUCUUUUUUUUCUUUUUUUUUUUUCUUUCUCAUCUCUUUUGGGAUCUAAAAAAAAUUGUCAGCGUUGCAGAGCGGGGCGGACCAACUCCUUCACUCGAACUGACUGUUAUACGGACACAUAAACCUUUCAAAUGAUCUUAUUAAUUUUUAGAAUUCUACAUUCCUAUGUUUUACCCCCAAAUUUCAAGUAUUUUGUCAUGUAUAGAAAAGUGAAAAA